AUGGCAGCAGGAGAAGAAGGUCAUGCAAUAGGUAUUGAUUUAGGGACAACGUACUCGUGUGUGGCGGUGUGGCAGCAUGAUCAAUUAGAAGUCAUAGUGAAUGAUCAGGGCAACAGGACUACUCCAUCUCAAGUUGCCUUCUCUGAUACUGAGACGUUUGUAGGUGAUGCAGCACUCAACCAGAUUAUCAGAAACCCAACAAACUCCAUCUUCGAUGCAAAGCGUUUAAUUGGUAGGAGAUUUAGUGAUGCUUCUGUUCAAAGUGAUAUAAAGCUCUGGCCAUUCAAAGUCAUUGAAGGUCCUGAUGAUAAACCUAUGAUUGUGGUUACCCAUGAGGGCCAAGAGAAGAAGUUUUCUGCCGAAGAUAUCUCAUCCAUGGUCCUCUCAAAGAUGCGGGAGAUUGCUGAGGCCUAUGUCGGCUCGACUGUUAAAAAUGCAGUUAUCACAGUCCCUGCUUACUUCAGUGACUCACAGCGGAAUGCUACCAAAAAUGCUGCUAUCACAGCUGGCCUGAAGGUGCUGCUCAUGAUCAAUGAACCAACUGCUGCAUCCAUUGCUUAUGGCCUUGACAAAAAAGCCAGUUGGUAUAGAAAGAGAACCGUGAUGAUGUUUGAUUUUGGUGGUGGUACUUUAGAUGUGUCACUACUUACCAUCAGUGGUGGUGUGUUUCAAGUGAAUGCUACAGCUGGAGACAGUCACCUUGGUGGUGAAGACAUCGAUAAUCGAAUGGUGAAGCAUUGUGCUGAACAUUUCAAAAAGAAGCACAAUUUGGAUAUUGAUAGAAACCCGAAAGCUCUUGGGAGGCUGAAAAGUGCUUGUGAGAAGGCAAAGAGGCGACUAUCAUUUUCAGUUAAAACUGACAUUGAAAUUGACUGUUUGUAUCAGAAUACUGAUUUCUACAUAACUUUCACCCGUGCCAAGUUUGAAGAAAUCAACAAGGAUUUCUUCAACCAAUGUAUGGUGCCAGUAGAGAAAUGCUUGAAGGAUGCUAAAAUGGACACAGGAUGUGUUGAUGAUGUUGUUCUUGUUGGUGGCUCCUCUAGAAUUCCCAAGGUUCAACAACUAUUGCAAGAUCUUUUUGAGGGUAAGGAGUUGUGCAAAGGCAUUAAUCCUGAUGAAGCUAUAGCACAAGGUGCUGCUAUUCAAGCUGCAGUUUUGAGUGGGAAUGGAAAUGGAAAGCUUCAAGACUUUAGUCUUUUAGAUGUCACACCUUUUUCACUAGGGGUUGAGACUGGGAGAGAACGUGACAUGACGGUUGUGAUUCCCAGAAACUCCAGCAUUCCCAUCAAGAAGUACUAUACUGUAACUACUCGCCAUGAUAACCAAGCUGUUGUAAAAUUUGCUGUUUAUGAGGGUGAGAGUAUAACAACCGUGAAUAACUACUUUCUCGGUGACUUUAGGCUCCAAGAUAUUCAUCCAGCUCCCAGGGGUGUUCCUAAGUUUAACAUCUGCUUUGACAUCGAUGCAAGUGGCAUUCUGAAUGUAACUGCUGAGGACAUGUUGACAGGCCAAAAGAAGGGGAUUACCUUCACAAAUGACAGAAACUCUGAUGGAAUUGAGAGGAUUAUUUAA
Fragaria vesca subsp. vesca is the source of this 1572-nucleotide messenger RNA. RefSeq names its product heat shock cognate 70 kDa protein-like. NCBI's taxonomy places the organism in Eukaryota, Viridiplantae, Streptophyta, Magnoliopsida, Rosales, Rosaceae. Bases 1 to 1572 code for a protein of 523 amino acids. Gene Ontology annotation, molecular function: ATP hydrolysis activity; ATP-dependent protein folding chaperone; misfolded protein binding. The transcript is spliced from 2 exons. Gene Ontology annotation, cellular component: cytoplasm. The record is from RefSeq and is a predicted model, not a curated record. Gene Ontology annotation, biological process: cellular response to unfolded protein; protein refolding.